This is a messenger RNA of Closterium sp. NIES-67, 470 nucleotides long. The record is from the annotation of a GenBank genome assembly. NCBI's taxonomy places the organism in Eukaryota, Viridiplantae, Streptophyta, Zygnematophyceae, Desmidiales, Closteriaceae.
GCGCUGUGUUGUUGUGCGAUGUGCAAUGAGCUCUCUCGGCAUUGGUGCCAAGCCAAGUAGGACGACACGACGACACUUGACUGACCUGCAACCGAUUCGACUCGAGCGGGUGGGUGGUCCUUUGCACCAUCCCGCACUGCGAAAGAUAGCCAAUCCUAUCCCCCAACUGUGGUACGCUCUCUCGAACAGCAACCGCACAGAUGAUGGGUUUGAUUUGAUGAGUUGCGAGGGUCGGGAGGUGGAGGGACAACCAGGCAGCAGAGCAGGGAGGAAGGCAGCGCCUCCGCUACAAGAAACGAAAAUGGGGCACGCUUGAGGGACGUGAGUUUUGCCCACUUGAGCAGCAGGAACAGAGGGGGGCGGAAAGACGGGGGAACCGAAACCGCAAGACUUGUUCAAAGUGUAGCGAUGCCUCCUAUAAACAGGGUGGUAACUCAGAUCAAGCCGAGAAAUACAGUACAGAAACCCGA